AUGCAGCUCGCCAGCGAGCACCCCGCCGGCGGGGGCGGGAGCGCCGAGGGGGAGGCCUUCGUCCCGCGCGGCGGGCCCCAGCAGGGCCUGCGCCGCCGCACCGGCCCCGUCCCGCUCGACUUCUCGAGCCCCCGCAGCGGCCGCGCGGGCGACGGGAGGCGCUCCACCUUCCGGGAGGACGUCGGGCACGCCGCCGCCGAGACCUACCUCGUCACGGGACUCGCCUUCACCCUGCUCGGAUACCUCGGGGUUGGUUAUCGGUGGAUAUCGCAGCUUAUUGCACUCCUUGUGUAUGCAGUUUUACUCAUGCCUGGUUUCAUAAAAGUUGGGUACUACUAUUUCUUUUCAAGUCAGGUUAUUAGAAGUGUAGUCUAUGGAGAACAACCAAGAAAUAGGUUGGAUUUGUACAUGCCCAGAGAUAACAGCAAAUCCAGUCCAGUUGUGGCAUUUGUAACUGGUGGAGCUUGGAUCAUUGGUUACAAGGCGUGGGGUGCUCUCCUUGGAAGACGGUUAGCAGAGAGAGGAAUUAUAGUAGCUUGUAUUGAUUACAGAAAUUUCCCUCAAGGAACAAUAAGCGACAUGCUCAGUGAUGCUUCUGAGGCGAUAUCAUUCAUUUGUAACAAUGUUGUUAGCUUUGGAGGGGAUCCUAAUAAAAUCUACUUGAUGGGUCAAUCAGCAGGAGCACAUAUUGCGGCCUGUGCUCUCUUAGAGCAAGCAGUUAAAGAAUCUAAGGGAGAGAAUACCUAUUGGAAUGUGGCUCAAAUAAAAGCAUAUUUUGGUUUAUCUGGAGGAUACAACAUCCAAAAUUUGGUUGAUCACUUUCAUGAACGUGGUCUUUAUCGUUCAAUAUUUCUCAGCAUAAUGGAGGGAGAGGAAUCGCUGCCACGUUUCUCACCUGAAAUUGUCGCCAAAAAAUUAAGUGCAGAAACCAUAUCUCUACUACCUCAGAUUGUACUAUUGCAUGGAACAGCAGAUUACUCCAUACCAUCAUCGGCCAGUGAAGCUUUUGCGGAUGUCCUUAAACAAGCUGGUGGAAAAGUAGAGUUACAAUUGUAUGAAGGGAAAACACAUACUGAUGUAUUUUUACAGGAUCCACUAAGGGGUGGCAGGGACAAAAUGCUUGAAGAUGUUUUAUCUGUCAUUCAUGUUGAUGAUGCAAGUGCGCGUGAGAGGGACGCUUCGGCACCUACCCCGGAGCGCCUGGUUUAUGAGUGGCAAAUUAAAUUGGCCCGCCAAAUUAGUCCCUUCUAA
Miscanthus lutarioriparius is the source of this 1251-nucleotide messenger RNA. The record is from the annotation of a GenBank genome assembly. NCBI's taxonomy places the organism in Eukaryota, Viridiplantae, Streptophyta, Magnoliopsida, Poales, Poaceae.